Eruca vesicaria subsp. sativa (arugula) is the source of this 258-nucleotide messenger RNA. Lineage: Eukaryota; Viridiplantae; Streptophyta; Magnoliopsida; Brassicales; Brassicaceae. The record is from the annotation of a GenBank genome assembly.
AUGUCUUCAUCAACACGUUUUGCAAUCCCAGCUUGUAUCGUGAGAACGUGGAUGGUUUUGCGCGGAACAAGAUAUAUAUACCACCGUGCAUUGGAUUGCAUUGCCACGGUAUUAGCUUUAGACCCAGCUGUUAUUGUUGUGUCGGAAAAGCGAAGUUCUGUUCAUCAAUCAAAGAAGAAUGUUGGCAUGAAUGUGCCAUCCUUAAUCCGCGAUCUUCUUCUUCUACUAAAAGUUAAUAAACUCUCCAAGUACGCUUAA